Messenger RNA from Medicago truncatula (barrel medic), 1675 nucleotides. Its product is annotated as UDP-glycosyltransferase 1. The transcript has a single exon. Gene Ontology annotation, molecular function: UDP-glucosyltransferase activity. Bases 81 to 1520 code for a protein of 479 amino acids. The record is from RefSeq and is a predicted model, not a curated record. NCBI's taxonomy places the organism in Eukaryota, Viridiplantae, Streptophyta, Magnoliopsida, Fabales, Fabaceae.
CCUUGCCUAGAAAAUCACAACACUUUAGAGUAAAUAUUCUCCCAUAUUCCAUAAAAAUUCUAUACCAAAAUUAGUUAAACAUGAAGGACACUAUAGUUCUCUACCCUGCCUUUGGAAGUGGACACUUAAUGUCCAUGGUUGAGUUAGGAAAACUCAUACUAACUCACCACCCUUCAUUUUCCAUCAAAAUUCUCAUUCUCACACCCCCCAACCAAGACACCAACACCAUUAACGUUUCCACGUCUCAAUAUAUAUCAUCUGUCUCAAACAAAUUUCCCUCUAUCAACUUCCACUAUAUUCCUUCAAUUUCAUUCACUUUUACUCUUCCACCUCAUUUACAAACCCUAGAACUCUCUCCUCGUAGCAACCACCAUGUUCAUCAUAUUCUUCAAUCCAUUGCAAAAACCUCAAACCUUAAAGCAGUUAUGUUGGAUUUCCUUAACUAUAGUGCUUCACAAGUUACCAACAAUCUUGAAAUUCCAACUUACUUUUACUACACCUCAGGAGCUUCUCUUCUAUGCCUUUUUCUUAACUUUCCAACUUUUCACAAAAACGCUACAAUACCUAUUAAGGACUAUAACAUGCAUACACCUAUUGAACUUCCCGGGUUACCGAGGCUAUCGAAGGAAGAUUAUCCUGAUGAAGGGAAGGAUCCAUCAAGUCCAAGUUACCAGGUUUUGCUUCAGUCAGCUAAAUCAUUAAGGGAAAGUGAUGGGAUUAUCGUAAACACUUUCGAUGCUAUUGAAAAGAAAGCUAUUAAAGCUUUAAGAAAUGGAUUGUGUGUUCCUGAUGGAACCACUCCGUUGCUUUUUUGCAUCGGACCCGUAGUGUCAACCUCGUGUGAAGAAGAUAAAAGUGGGUGUUUGAGUUGGCUCGAUUCACAGCCAGGUCAAAGCGUCGUUUUGUUGAGCUUUGGAAGCUUAGGGAGAUUUUCUAAGGCUCAAAUUAAUCAGAUAGCUAUUGGUUUGGAAAAAAGUGAACAAAGAUUCUUGUGGAUUGUUAGGAGCGAUAUGGAGUCGGAGGAACUAAGUUUGGAUGAGUUGUUGCCAGAAGGGUUUUUGGAGAGGACAAAGGAGAAGGGAAUGGUUGUUAGAAACUGGGCACCACAAGGUUCAAUACUAAGACAUAGCUCAGUUGGUGGGUUCGUGACUCAUUGUGGAUGGAACUCCGUGUUGGAAGCUAUUUGCGAAGGAGUUCCAAUGAUAACGUGGCCACUUUACGCGGAGCAGAAGAUGAAUAGAUUGAUUUUGGUGCAAGAAUGGAAAGUGGCUUUGGAAUUGAAUGAGUCAAAAGAUGGGUUUGUGAGUGAAAAUGAGUUGGGGGAGAGAGUUAAGGAGUUGAUGGAAUCAGAAAAGGGGAAAGAGGUUAGAGAGACAAUUUUGAAGAUGAAAAUAAGUGCUAAGGAAGCAAGAGGAGGAGGUGGAUCUUCUCUUGUUGAUUUGAAAAAGUUAGGAGAUUCUUGGAGGGAGCAUGCUUCUUGGACUAGUGUAUCUCCAAAUUCCCCCUUUCUUUUUGCUUGAGAAAUUUAGAGUUAGUUAUAGAAAAUAAGCUUGAAAAAAGUGUGAAAUUCAAAAGUGAAUUUAUAAGCACAAAUUUAGUGAGUAUUUGGUUAUGUUGUUGAUGAAAUUGAGUUUGAAUCAAUGAAUUUUAUAUGGGUGAACGUUGGUUCAUGAAA